This is a messenger RNA of Jaculus jaculus (lesser Egyptian jerboa), 5302 nucleotides long. It is a transcript of the gene Purg, whose product is annotated as purine rich element binding protein G. Gene Ontology annotation, cellular component: nucleus. The transcript is spliced from 2 exons. The coding region runs from base 53 to 1096 and encodes 347 amino acids. Gene Ontology annotation, biological process: regulation of transcription by RNA polymerase II. Gene Ontology annotation, molecular function: DNA-binding transcription factor activity, RNA polymerase II-specific; purine-rich negative regulatory element binding; RNA polymerase II transcription regulatory region sequence-specific DNA binding. The record is from RefSeq and is a predicted model, not a curated record. NCBI's taxonomy places the organism in Eukaryota, Metazoa, Chordata, Mammalia, Rodentia, Dipodidae.
GGCGGCGGUCGUGAAGGGCAUCGGCGGCGGCGGCGGUAGACAUGAUCUGAAGAUGGAAAGAGCCAGGCGAAGGGGAGGCGGCGGCGGCGGCGGCCGCGGAGGCAAGAAUGUGGGGGGCUCUGGCCUAAGCAAGAGUAGACUGUAUCCCCAGGCCCCGCACUCUCACUACCCCCACUACGCCGCGUCAGCCACCCCUAACCAGGCCGGGGGCGCAGCCGAAAUCCAAGAGCUGGCCUCCAAACGAGUGGACAUCCAGAAAAAGAGGUUCUACCUAGACGUGAAGCAAAGCUCCCGGGGCCGGUUCCUAAAGAUAGCCGAAGUCUGGAUAGGGAGAGGCCGGCAGGACAAUAUCCGAAAGAGUAAACUGACCCUCUCCCUGUCGGUGGCAGCCGAGCUGAAGGACUGUCUGGGCGACUUCAUCGAGCACUACGCCCACCUGGGCCUGAAAGGCCACAGGCCAGAGCAUGGCCAGGGCAAAGAGCAAGGCUCGAGGAGGAGGCAGAAGCACUCCGCACCCUCCCCGCCAGUGUCCGUGGGCUCAGAAGAGCAUCCUCACAGUGUCCUCAAAACAGACUAUAUAGAGAGGGACAAUAGGAAAUACUACCUAGACCUAAAGGAAAACCAACGGGGUCGCUUCCUAAGGAUUAGACAAACCAUGAUGCGAGGGACUGGCAUGAUAGGGUAUUUUGGCCACAGUUUGGGCCAAGAACAGACUAUUGUCCUCCCAGCACAAGGGAUGAUUGAGUUUCGUGAUGCCUUGGUUCAGCUGAUUGAAGACUAUGGCGAAGGAGAUAUAGAAGAACGAAGAGGUGGAGACGAUGACCCACUUGAACUCCCAGAGGGAACCUCUUUCAGAGUGGACAAUAAAAGGUUCUACUUUGAUGUGGGCUCUAAUAAAUAUGGAAUUUUCCUGAAGGUAAGUGAGGUGAGGCCACCUUACCGUAAUACUAUUACUGUUCCAUUCAAAGCUUGGACAAGGUUUGGGGAGAAUUUUAUCAAGUAUGAAGAAGAGAUGAGGAAAAUGUGCAACAGCCAUAAGGAAAAGAGAAUGGAUGGCAGAAGGGCCAGUGGUGAAGAACAAGAAUGCCUCGACUAGAGUGAAAUUGAACUCCAUCAGGCAAAAUUUAAAAAUCAUAAAUUGGCUAAAAGUACUGAUCCAUAAUCAUUUGAAGAAGUUUUUUUCUCUUUUUUUGGCCCUGUGUUAUUAGUAAUACCUCUAGUAGUUUAUACUUCACCAAGUCUGAUUCUCAUAUUAUGUUAUACCUAGAUCACUAUAAUUCUCAUGGGAACUCCAACCUUCCCAGAGCUAAAUAGUUGAGUUGCUUCAACCUCUCCAGACUGUUGAAGUAUGCAAAUCAGCACAACGUGAUGUUCUGAACUAAAUACCAUAACUAAGAUAUUCAUUGCACUAUGACCUAACCCUGAAAAAAGAUACAUAUACUUCAUAUUGGAAGUGUGAAGUUCUAAUUCAAAAAUUGCCCCCAAAGUAUUCCAUUCCUACUUCAUUAAAAUUUGCUAAAUUUACCUGUAGGAUAGUUACCACAGAAACAGAAAUUGACCUCAAGUAUAGUACAUUUUUAAAAGUAGAAAUGUUGCCCAUUGGAAAACUGGUUAUUAAGCAGUCCCACUAAAUAAUAAAAUCUUACUAGAUAAUUAAAACUUUAAAAUAUAGGAUCAUAUUUCUUAACAGUUACUAUAGUAUUUUAUAAUUUCAGGUUUUGUGGUAACUACAGUUUUCAGUCACCAUAUCAAAGCCAUGGAAGAAUUUUAAUUGGUUAUUCUUAGUUACAGUCCCAUCUUGUGUUUAUUAUACCACAUAUUUUUAUUGAUGUUCCAAAAUUUCUAGAGUUACAUUUGUCACAGUUGAGUGGGAGGCUUCAUCCAGUGGCUUUGCUAUGGGAAUUUUUUUUCACUAUGGAAAUCUUGAUGUUUUAGUAUUUCAUGAUAAUUUGAAAGUUUGUCAUAGAUUUGUCCCUUAAAUAUGUCAUGGAAUCAAGGUAUUAUACCUUGCACUUCCACUUUAACAGUAUUUCAGAGGGGUUGGUGCACCAGUUUACUGAUGUAAAGAAACAUCUGUUAAUAUUUUAGUAGCACUUCUAUAGUUAUUGCCCUUAAAACCAUGUCAGACUUCCAAUAUAAACCUGACUCUUACAAAUAACUUAAUCCCAGAAGAAAAGAAAAAACUUUUACUCAGUCUGGAAAAAAAUAUUUGGAAACAAGAUUGGUUAUCAACAUGUUUGGAAGGAAAUUUUAGACAUUUUCCAAGGUGCUCCUCAUGAUUCUUACAGAGGUUAACUUUAUACAAGACUCAUCCAUUUACCUGUAUUAAAAAUUACAGAAAGUGCCACCUCAAUUUUCAACUCUUAAGCAAUUUUUAAACAAGUGGAUAUAGUGUAUGUACCAAUACCCUUCCUGUCUGAAAUUUCAUCUGUUGAGCUACAUCUUAUUCUGAAUUAAAUUGUGUUUUAUCUUAGUUUUAUCUCCCUCCCUAUCCAUAGUAAGGCCAUUUAAUCAUAUUUAAGAGCCAGAACACUGAUUUCAACUCUCCAAAUAUAGCUCUUAUUGGUGAGAGCUGGCUGCAUGGAUUGAGAUCAGAAUGUAGCUCUUUUUUUUUUGAUAUAAGUAAUUCAAAAUUAUUUUUAGCAAUUUCCCUCCAGAACUUUUUCCCCAAACAUUAAAGUCUCUAAGGAAACUUUAUGAAGUGAAUUAAGAAAAUUAAUUUCAUUGGUUUUAGUUACUUAAGAACAAGCAACUAGUAACCCAGAUGUGCAUACUGGUGUUGAUUUGCAGAUUAUAUUUCAUAUUUCUUCAAGUGAUAUGAAAGAAUUGCACUCAGUUCAUUAUCAUUGUGGAUCAUCUGGAUCAAUGUGGAACAACUGAAGGUUAGAAGAUAAUGUUAGUACUAGACUUAAUAGCACUUUGUGGGUGUUGAGACUGUAAAAGUACCUAGGAUUUUCAAACAGCCCUAACUGUAAAAUAACAUAAUUAUGGAGGCUUGCUAAAAUAGUUUUGAGUACCUAAGGAGUGAUGACGUGCACUUGAGUUACUGUACUACUGAUUGUCAUUGCUACCCAUCAUAGUGCCUAUUGUCAACCUGUCAGAUUUUCAACAAACGAGCUGUGAAUAUUUCCAGCACACAACUGUUCCCUAUCACUUACUAUGAGUGCAUACUCUCUCUUAAAAGUUUUCAUUUUUAAAAUGUUUAUAUCCAUUAGUAAUAAAUGAUUUAUUUUUUUAGUUUUUGGUCUGAUAAGGUUUGAGUGUGUGUAAACAUAUGUGCACAUACUAUACACACAAUGCUGUCAGACUUAAAUAUCUUUAAUUCGUUAUAUAUACAUAUUAUUAGCUUAAUUUUGCAUUAAUUAUUUAAGUAAAUAAUUAACUGCCCCAACUUUCUACUUUGUAUGUGUACUUCAAAGUUUUUGCCAUCUCAAAGCUGCAGAUUGGGAAGAUGCAUAUACACUGGCAAUUGAGUCAACUCUAAAAUCUUCUACCAGUCCUUCAUUUCACCUUCAUAGUUAAUAUAUUCAUUGAAAAAUGGUAUGAUGCUAUGAUCUUUUGAUACUUAAAAUUCCCAAGAAUUCAUUAGCCAUAAUUAAGUAUGAUCCAGUUCAAACCUCUGGAUUUAAGACAUGUAUUGCCAUGUAUCUUAUGAAAUAAGCUACUAUUUUUCUGUGCAAUAUAAAUUUUAUUUAUUGUCAUUUGUGACUUAAAUGAAGCUGCAAGUGUACAUGGUUUUCUUCAAAAUAACAGGAUCCUUGCCUUGAAGGCAUUGAACUCUUAAAGCAAAUGGGUGUUAGAAUUAAAAAAUGAGCAUUGAAGUUAGUAACUAAAAUUACUAGUUCGCUGUAUAAUACUAAAACACCAGUGACGUUUGCACAUAGUAAUCUGAGCAUAAUGUGGUAUAGACUCAAACUGUAAUAAUAUAAGCUUAGUAGUAUGAAAGUUGGAAACGGGUUCCUCAUAAUGGUUGGCAGUGUGCUCCUAGCAAUUGAAAGUAGCACUAAUAUGCUGCUUAUAUGCAAAAGAUGCAAUGUAUUAUAAAGGUAUUAAAGUUCUGCCACAUUUUAUAAUUUUCCUUGUUAAAGCCCCAAACUGCCAUGUCCCUUAAACUUGAGUCAAACACAAGCUUAUUUGCACUAAAGAGCAUGGCCAAAAAGAUAAAUGACAGGGUGGAAAAGCUAGUUGGGACCUCUUAAAAUAGCAGGUUCUAAUGGGAGAAUUUCACAUUUGUCUAUUUGAAAGCUAUAUGGUCCAAGGCAGACAAUCUGUCAGUUCACUAAUUUAAUAAUGCACUUUACCUUUGUAUAUAGGAGAUGUACAUUUAUGCCACUCAACAGGUGGGAUGUGUUUCAGUAACUAUGUAGUUAGAAUCUGUAGAGUGAUCACUUGCAUGUAUUUGUUUGUGUUGGAACUGUUCUAACAGGUUUCCAUUAAAUCAGUAUAAUGGAGAAGGGUAGACUGUGCUUUUUAACCCCAAUGCAUUUAACAAAGAAUUUUAAAAUAGGCUUCAAAUUUCUAUUCUUAAGAACAAGAGUAAAUAUAAAACUAUUUCUGUUCCAGAUGAAUACUGCAGUUCAUAUACUGUCUACUUGAGGCCUCCCAUAAUACUCAAAAUUAAUUUCAGGAAUUUGACCAGAUAAAAAUUUUCUGAUGAUUCUGUUUAAUUGUUGUAUGUGUUUAACUAACUAAUAAUACAGUAUAUGUCACUUCACAGAAAUUAGAAGUGUAGUUAGUUCAUGUUUUAAAAAAUACAGACAAAAGAAAGGUUCAAGUUAAGGAAAUACAAAGCGCUAAUAAGCUGCCGAAAUAAACAGAAUAUUUCAAAAGCUGCAGAAGUACUAACUUUCACCAAUUUAAAAGGGAAUUGGGGGAUUUAAUGCAUCCUUCCAUCUUGAAAACUUAUGAGGAUGUACAUUUGAAAAACUAGAUAAUUGUUGCUUAAUAAUAGGUUGUAUGUACUUUACUGAGAAGCACUGUGUACUAACAAUUCAUCAAGAGUGUGCUAUAUUUAUUGCAUUAUUUUAUAUCUAUAGAUAAGAAUACAUUAUAUAUAGUCAUCCUACCUUAAUACAAUCAUGUAUUUAUAUUGUAAUUUUGCAAAUAUUUUCAGUAAAUAAACAUUAAUCUGAGCUGCACAGUUUGAAGUGGAUGAGAUUGGCACACCCUUAGAUUCUCAUUUUUAAUCAUCAGCUACCAUUGAAAAUUGAUGUAUGUAUGUCAUUCCUUUAAAUCUUGUUUUAUAGUUUAUUUUAGUAUUUAAAUGAGUACUUAAUUUAAAUAUUAAUUGGAUGUUUUAAAA